This is a messenger RNA of Durusdinium trenchii, 1602 nucleotides long. Lineage: Eukaryota; Dinophyceae; Suessiales; Symbiodiniaceae. The record is from the annotation of a GenBank genome assembly.
CGUAUUGUUGUUUAUGGUUUGUGUUUGUUGCGUGUCUUUUCCUUUUUGCAGGUCUUGGAUGUGCGUUUCGAUGUUGUGAUUUGUUGCGUUGUUUUUGUAAUGAUGUGCCAAAGAAUUGACCACUCUCAGUGCGGAUUUCAGUGCGGGUCCCACUCGGAAUCAGGCCUUGGGCACUUAAUGUGAUGAUUUGAAAUCUGUGAUGUGAUCAAGUGCAGUGUGACGUUGUGCAAUGUGGUGAAGUGGAAUGUGCUGCAGUACAAGCGGUGAAAUGCCAGUGAGUUGUCAUGCAAUGAAGUGUAAGUCCAGGACUGGGAAAACGCUCUUUCGAGUUGAUCCAUUGCACUGCUGACCAUUGAUUGCAAACUAUAGCUGUGUUUGUGGGCACCUCCAAUACUGAUCCUUGGAAUCAGCCGCUGUGCCCCUUGGAACUCGGAGAUUCCUUGGUUUCGCCGCUGUCCCCAGCGAUGCGCUCAUGGCUCGUGGCCGGACCACACCUUUGCGACCGCACAUGUCCCUGGUCAUGCACACACACAUAUGAGCUGCAACGGAACUUGGAACUUGGACAUGCUUGGACCACAUAUGCUCUCUCAGUCCGACGAACACCCGCAGUACUCUGUGGAACACGCAUCCACCCCAAGGUCUUUGCUUUUGAUCACCGCAACACUGGCCGUUCCACCAUCAAGGAUGAGCCAUGUACCAUGGAGGAUUAUGCGGAUGAUGCAGCAGCACUGCUGGAGGCUGUCUUUCCUGACAGGCUCCCCAUCUUCGUCAUGGGCGUGUCCUUUGGCGCGAUGGUGGCACAACACAUGGCUCUCAGGCACCCCAAGCUCAUCAAGCGCUUGGUCUUGUGCUGCGGGCCCAGCGGCGGCCCGGGCGGCUCAGCCUAUCCCAUCCAGGAGUGGUAUGAGCCCUCGUUCUCCAUGGAGGAACGGGUGUUGCGAAGGAUGGCCCAGGCCAAUAGCUCCCGGGAUGCUGCCUGGAAAGAAAGGUGCAAAAGUGAGUUCGAGAUGGUGCACACACUUUUGAUGCGGGAUGAAAAGGUGGGUUUGGAUGAGCCACUGCGACAACAGGGCAUCCAUCGACAGCUGGAAGCGCGACGAGGACAUGACACCUGGGCGCGGUUGCCAGAGCUGAAGAUGGAUACGCUUGUAUGUGGCAGUCCACAAGACGAUAUCACACCAGUGUCACUCUUGGAGAAGCUGGCUGACCGCAUUGGCUGCGAGAGAAAGCUCGAUUUCGAGGGGGGACAUGCCUUUGCAGCUGCAGAUGCCAAAUGCUUGCCCUUCAUCAAUGAGUGGCUGAGAAGGCCGGACCGCAUGGAGAAGAGCACGGAGACGUCCAAUGGCCACUCUGUAAUUUGGAAGGUGGUGGGAGGAGCAGACAAGGGCGGCAUUAUCGUGAGAAGCGGACCUGGAUUGUCGGAUGAGCUGGUCAAGGAGCGCCUCAGCACCGGCGCAUUGGUGGAAGAAGUGGAAAGUCGAGGUGACCGCAUUUGUUAUCGCUUGCAGCAAGGCUCUGGCCCUCGUGAGGGUUGGGUGACCGUGAAGCUCGCAGGUGGUAAGGAACUUUUGACAAAAAUAUAAAUUGAUUCUUCCAAUCAAA